This is a messenger RNA of Portunus trituberculatus (swimming crab), 3394 nucleotides long. It is a transcript of the gene polo, whose product is annotated as serine/threonine-protein kinase PLK1-like. Gene Ontology annotation, cellular component: spindle pole; cytoplasm; nucleus. Gene Ontology annotation, biological process: mitotic cell cycle; protein phosphorylation; regulation of cytokinesis. NCBI's taxonomy places the organism in Eukaryota, Metazoa, Arthropoda, Malacostraca, Decapoda, Portunidae. The record is from RefSeq and is a predicted model, not a curated record. Gene Ontology annotation, molecular function: ATP binding; protein binding; protein serine/threonine kinase activity.
CCGGCCUGAGCCAAUCAGCGGGCGGCGCGGCGCUCACUCUGGACGUUCAAACCCAAGGCAAAGUUGUGGUAGAGGUGGCAGGGACUGGCAGUACCUCUCAGCUUCUCUCGUGAAUAUUUUCUGCAAUUUAGUAAACAAUGGCUAGCACUGCUAAAGAAGAAGCUAAGAAGGAAAUACCGGAGAUCAUCAGAAACCCAACCACGGGCGCCAAGUAUCAGAGAAGCAAGUUUUUAGGCAAGGGAGGCUUUGCAAGAUGUUACGAGUUGACAGAUAUGAAGACCAAGGAAAUCUUUGCUGGAAAGAUAGUGGCCAAGAGCCUGCUACUAAAGCCCCACCAAAAGGAGAAGAUGUCCCAGGAGAUCUGCAUCCACCGUAGUCUGAAGCACAAGCACCUGGUUGCUUUCCACAGCUACUUUGAGGAUCCUGACAAUGUGUACAUCAUCCUGGAGCUCUGCCGUAGACGGUCAAUGAUGGAGUUACACAAGAGACGGAAAGCAAUCACCGAGUCAGAGACGCGGUACUUCCUGAAGCAGCUGUUGCUUGGCGUCAAGCACCUCCACGACAACCGCGUCAUCCAUCGGGACUUGAAGUUGGGUAAUCUCUUCCUCAAUGAUGAAAUGGAGCUAAAGAUUGGAGACUUUGGCCUAGCAACACGUGUUGAUUAUGAGGGUGAGAGGAAGAGGACUUUGUGUGGCACCCCUAACUAUAUUGCUCCUGAGAUCCUGUGUAAGAAAGGACACAGUUAUGAAGUGGAUGUUUGGUCUAUAGGAUGCAUCUUGUAUACACUGUUAGUUGGUAAACCUCCGUUUGAGACUCAGACUCUGAAAGACACAUACACGAGGAUCAAGAAAAAUGAAUACCACAUUCCGUCCCGUAUUGGGCCUUUGGCACGCUCCCUCAUUCAGAAGCUGCUGCAGGCAGAUCCCCUGCAGAGGCCCAGUGUGAACAAGAUCCUUGAGGAUGACUUCAUGACCCUGGGCUAUAUUCCAUCUCGGCUGCCCACCUCCUGCCUCACCAUGGCCCCCAGAUUUGAUUCCCACUGUGCUCUUGUGGCGACCAGGAAGCCCCUGCUGGAGAUCAACAAUACAGAUGGUUCUCCUGUGAAGAAUGCACAGAAGGACAUCCUGAAGAAGGUGGAAGGUACAGGUGGUCUUAAGGGUCACACACCUCACAGCUCUGCCAGCAGAGGGCAACAGCAAGUAGGUUCACAUCAGGAAGCAACAGCACAGCAACAGAAGCAUGAUGAACCCACUGACUGCUACCUCAAGGACUUGUAUAACCAAAUCAACUCUGUUGUCAUGUCCAAGCCUGAUGAGCGGGAUAAUGUGAAUGAAGAGGAAAGUGAAGACCCAGCAGCAGUGCCCAUGAUCUGGGUGAGCAAGUGGGUGGACUACAGUGACAAGUAUGGCCUUGGAUACCAACUCUGUGAUGACUCUAUUGGUGUGCUCUUCAAUGACUUCACCAAGUUACUGUUGUUGGCAGAUGGCGAAAACAUCCACUACAUAGAAAGAAACAACAUUGAGCAUUAUCAUCAGCUUAAGAAUUAUCCUGGAUCCCUCAACAAGAAAGUUACUCUUCUUCGAUAUUUCCGCAAUUAUAUGAAUGAACACUUACUGAAGGCUGCCGCCUCUAUGUGUCCGGAGGGAGAUGAACUGGCACGUAUUCCCUCCCUUCGCACAUACUUCAGGACCCGCUCUGCCAUUAUCCUCCACCUCACCAAUGGCACCCUUCAGAUAAAUUUCUUUGAUGAUCACACGAAGAUCAUCCUGUGUCCUCUCAUGGGAGCUGUAACUUACAUUGAUGACAAGAGGAACUUCAAAACCUAUCGACUCGCCAGUUUGGAGAAGUAUGGAUGCAAGAAAGACCUGGCCAACCGCCUCCGCUAUGCCCGUAACAUUGUCCAGAAGUUGAUGGUGACCAAGUCCUCAGUGAAGCCUUCGUCAACCACCACGUCUGCUACCUCCCAAGAAACCCAACCCACUACUGCCUAAAAAAUCCAACCACAUCUAAACCUAUUGUUUCCAAUUCUUUUAGCAUAUUUUUAUUGGUUUUAGGAGAGACUUUUAGAAUGUUUGUCAAAAUGCUUCUUUUCUCACUUUUAUUCAUAAUAAAAUAUACAUCAGUCAUCUUGUAACAAGCUUUCUUUAAACUUGAUACAAAACUAUAAAUAUUUCCCAAGUAUGUGUUACUAGACUGCCUGAAGCUUGAGAGUGUGCCCUGGAGAUUGUAAAUCCAGAGCUGUGGUAUCAUUCAUCCUUCCCUGCCAAGUCAUUUCUCUAACUGAUGCCAAAUAUAUGCUUAAUGGAACUGGAAUGUAUGUACACGUGUGUUUGAGUUACAUGGAGCAUGAUGUGGUGUAGUUGUAGAGAAAAGAAAAGCAGUAUACACUUCCUUUCUCUCACCACCCAUCCACUCCAGUUUCCACUAUGAUACUAGUUUUUAUAGUGUUGAGGUUCAGCACCUUUGCAAUGAGUUGAGUGCCAGUUUUAUCAGAAUAAAGGUGGCUGCUAUAACAUACAACUCCACCAUUUAAGUGCUAGAACUGACAACAUUUGUUUUUAAAAUACUAUUUGUAUUAAUUCUUUUCAUCCUGAAAUGAACACAAAAUGAAUCACAGUCAUCUGAAGUCCAAAUAAUUCAUCAAAGGAACCUAACAUUGUAGUAUCUUCAAGUGUUAGUUGUAAUUAUGAUAAGAAUGGACUUUUAAUUUUAUUUUUAUACCUUUUAUUUAAUUUAGAGGGUAAGAAUUUUUUUUUCUAUACAGUGGCUGACUGAGGGUAACAAGGGAGGGCUAAUCUGUGUAUCAUAGGACUAUUUUUGUUCAUGCAUCUAGAAUAAGUUGUGUACUGCUUCCAUAUAGGAGGUAGUGGGCUUGUUGAUGGAUAUUAAUGUUAUAAAAUGAUUAUAUAAUAAGAUUGCUAGAAUGUGAUGAUUUUGUUCUUCCCCAACUCUCUCUCUCUCUCUCUCUCUCUCUCUCUCUCUCUCUCUCUCUCUCUCUCUCUCUCUCUCUCUCUCUCUCUCUUUUCCCAUCUAGUUAUGUAUAGACAGGUUUAUAGCAUACUAAACAAUGAAUGUAUAUAACAUUAAUUGGUAGGUUGUAAUAUGUUUUGUACUUCCCAAUUACAUAUAUACUGAUUAUACAUACUUGCUGUACUGACAUGGAUAUACCACUCCCUCUCCACUUGCUGUCUCCUACUAUACUUCAGAGGUAACUGUAGCUCAUGUCAAGUUUAGUCAUUGGCAUUAUUUAUAAUCAUGCUCAUCCAUCUCAUUCCUGCUGAGGUGUAUGGAAGGAGCACUACUCUGUUAGUGUUCUGGACUGGCUUUCCUCUUGGCACCUCUCAGCUGUUAUGGGUGUAAAUACUCUGUGCAGUAAUAAAGUAUGUGCAUCAUU